AUGUUCUCGCUGUCUCCUGUGGAAAACAAGCGUCAGCGAAAAACGUCUCGGCGCUGGGAGAUCAGAGACAUGGCGAGGCCUGCCUAUUCUGCUCUCUGCGUGCCGAAGGAUACGAAGCGGAUAUCCAAAAUCCAACCUCACUCAGAUUCGUCCCUUUCCAGAGAACAUGCACUAGCCAUGACCGGACCCUCGGCACUGUACCAGAAUGGAAAGAGGCCACUCAAAGCGUUGGCUCUCCUAACAUCUCAGACGUCCAAUGACACAGCGGACCUCAAGCUUCAAGCGUCUCGUCUCGGACCCUUUCCCGCUGUCGGAAGGUCUAACGACGCGAGGGACGCGCCUUGGGGUGCUCCUCCCCGUGGGACUCAUUCCGCCGAGUAUAACGUUGUAUACGACAGGGUUGAAGAGCAGCCAGACGCCCUCGGUCUCAGCAACAGGCAGCCUGUUGGCGCGCCGCGCGUCGUGAAUACAGGCAAGACGAUUCUCAGAUACUACGACCCUGAGCACGAGUCGGCUACCCAGGAAGAGAUAAUUGCGACAAUGGCAUUUGGAGAAAUUCAGUGUGUUGCAUUGUAUCCAGCUGGGGAAGGGCCCGCUACUUUUUGGGCAGUGUCUGGGUUGGCCUAUGCCACACCAGCAUUGAUUUACGAUGUGUGUAAUCUGCUUGGAAAAGCAGGAGUAGUUGUGCAUAAUUCCAUCAAUACGUACGAUGAUACACGUUGUCCACAGGGACCCGCAGGGAUCCACCACGUCGGCAUGAUCACGUCGAGACCUAGUUGUGUCGCAAAGCGCGUGCCUACACCUCUGCCCACGAGCGCCAUGUCCAGGGACCGGGAUUGGUUCCAGCGUCUGAAGUCGGAUACCGGCAUGGGAGAAAUUAGAACUCCGAUUAUUUAUGAGGCACGCAUACAGCGCUCUCUGGCCGUCGGUACCCUUUAUGGUCUUCCACGUUACGGGCCUGCGGACUUCAUCACCCUGACACAAUACUGUUGA
This is a messenger RNA of Coniophora puteana RWD-64-598 SS2, 993 nucleotides long. RefSeq lists its product as uncharacterized. NCBI's taxonomy places the organism in Eukaryota, Fungi, Basidiomycota, Agaricomycetes, Boletales, Coniophoraceae. The transcript is spliced from 13 exons. The record is from RefSeq and is a predicted model, not a curated record. The coding region runs from base 1 to 993 and encodes 330 amino acids.